Molecule: messenger RNA, 1729 nt
Organism: Pseudomassariella vexata
Lineage: Eukaryota; Fungi; Ascomycota; Sordariomycetes; Amphisphaeriales; Pseudomassariaceae
Exons: 5
Coding region: 156-1406 (416 amino acids)
Source: RefSeq, a predicted model, not a curated record
GGCUGCGUAGGUCCUGUAACUAAAGGUCAAGUCCAGUAACAUGGUCCAGACCAAUUUUAGUCUGAGCCGUUUAAGUCCUCUUUUCCUUCAUUACACAGCUAUGAGACUGGGUUUACAACCGACCAGUACAGUGACUUUCUUACACCAGUGUUUUCAUGUCAGACUCGCAAACCAUCACCGACUUUGCCGAUCAACCCCAGCCAUGGAUCAACAAGGCAAGCAACUUCAGGGGCGUACAUAUCACAAUGCUGACCCUAGUCUACAUCUUCAUCGCCCUGCGGCUAUAUACGCGAUUCUGGGUCCUUCGCUUACCAGGAUGGGAUGAUAUCUUUGUCAUUUUCUACAGCUUCUGGUACAUGAUUGGGAUCGUCCCCACCUUGAUGUUACCGGCCGCGGGCUUCGGCAAGCACGUCUCGGAGCUCAAACCUGCGUCACUCGCAAAUGUCAUGAAGUUAUUCUACAUCAUGUACGGGAGUUAUAAUGUGUCGGCAGCACUCGUGAAGCUUUCACUCCUGUUCCAGUACAUGCGCAUAUACGACACUGACAGCCGCCUCCAUAAAAUAUGCGUUACGACAGCGUACCUGGUCGGUCUGUGGGGAUGUGUGUUCAGUAUUCUGGCGUGGUUUCCCUGCUGGCCGGUCAACGCCUUCUGGAACCGAACUGCUUCAGGGCAAUGUUGGGGUGUGGCCAUCAGGGGCAACUCCUUGCUCCUGGCUUACCUCAUCCAUGCGGCGACGAACGGACUUUGGGACCUGAUUGUUCUCGUGAUCCCCGUACCCCUUUUGAUCCGGCCUCAUAGCGAUACCAAACAUAAACGGGCCGGUCUCUUCACACUCUUCUCACUGGGUCUUGUGGUCAACGCACUAAGUGUCUGGCGAGUGGUGGUAAACAUCAGAAACCAGGUGGGACAAUACCCGACAUAUGACCCCACGUUUUACGGCCCGAUCAGCGUCACGCUCGGUGUGGCGGAGAUAUCCAUUGGCGCCAUCGCGGGCAGCAUUUCCGUCUUUUGGCCCAACCUCAUACGACCCCGUCUGAACCAAGUCGUUGUCAAGUUCGAGGUCAUGGUCAGGCGAGAACCGCUCCCUACCCAGCCGCUCCAAUAUCCGGAGAACCUGGGUAUGGGUAAACUACUGUCACUUGUCGAUGCGGAUCCCCUCCUCCACAGCAUGGACGACGGCAGAAACAACAGCGAAAGGCAUGGAUGCAGCACCGGGCGAGGUUUACAUAUGAAGCCUGCGCAUUACCGAGACAACUUUGUUGCUGGGCAAGUGCUUCCAUUUCCAGGGUCUACGGGCAGUAGUGGAGCAUGGUCCGAAGUGAAGUCUGAACGAGUUCCGACGAUGGCGAGCACCAGGGACCCGAUGCGUAAACAAUCGCUGGUGGAGCUUCUAUGUAACUCAUGAUCUGAAUAAACUGCACGGUGGCUGAGCUACGUGCAAUGGAUUUGGCAUGCUUCGUGGCUUCAACAAAGCACAAUCCACAGAUUCACACUAAUUUGGCUUCUAAUACAGGGAAUCGGCAGCAUAAUAUACAUUAUGUAGCCAAAUGGAGUGAAAUUCUAUGUGAAGUCCUCGUGAGUGAAGCGGGCUGCAUAUUUCGAGCGUCCGCCUACUUGGUUUUGUACAGGCUUCACCGGCUCACACUUAUAACAAACUUCCAAUAUAAAACAAAAUUGCGGGGUGCAACGCAAGGUAAAAAGAAUGAAAAUAAAUUGUUAAGUAUAGAC